Molecule: messenger RNA, 324 nt
Organism: Hansenula anomala
Lineage: Eukaryota; Fungi; Ascomycota; Saccharomycetes; Phaffomycetales; Wickerhamomycetaceae
Gene: XBP1
Product: Xbp1p
Exons: 1
Cellular component (GO): MBF transcription complex; SBF transcription complex
Molecular function (GO): transcription regulator activity; DNA binding
Source: RefSeq, a predicted model, not a curated record
AUUUCCAAGAAAAAAUAUUCCACAAAUGUUGAUGAACGUAAUUAUUUGACAGUUUUUGAAUAUAAAUUGAAUGAUAACAAUUGGAUCAUAUGGGAUUACUCAACUGGUUAUGUUUUCUUUACAGGAUUAUGGAAAUCUUGUGGUAAUAAUAAAACAGAUAUUGUUAAAUUGGUUGAAAAUUUCCCAAAUUUGUCAAAUGCAGUUAAAAGAGUUCGUGGUGGGUUUUUGAAAAUCCAAGGAACUUGGUUACCUUUCGAUAUUGUUAAGAAUUUGGCCAAGAAUUUCUGUUUCAAUAUAAGAUAUUGUUUAAUUCCAAUCUUUGGU